Ceratotherium simum simum (southern white rhinoceros) is the source of this 4714-nucleotide messenger RNA. It is a transcript of the gene DISC1, whose product is annotated as DISC1 scaffold protein. Gene Ontology annotation, biological process: neuron migration; cilium assembly. The record is from RefSeq and is a predicted model, not a curated record. Gene Ontology annotation, cellular component: microtubule; microtubule organizing center; intermediate filament cytoskeleton. NCBI's taxonomy places the organism in Eukaryota, Metazoa, Chordata, Mammalia, Perissodactyla, Rhinocerotidae.
CUCGGCGCCUCGCUUCCCCCUCCGCGGGCCUCGGGCGCCCCGAGCCUGCCGACCGCCGACGAGCUGGAGGCGGCGGAAGCGGAGCGGGAGGAGCCGGCGGGGCGCAUGCUGGGCGGGGGUCCCCAGGGCGCCCCGGCCGGUGGCGGCGGGGGCCACCGCGCAGGCAGCUGGGAUUGCUUACCACCUGCAGCAUCUUCUCGGAAGAAGCGGCUGGCACGGAGGCCUGGCUACAUGAGAAGCACAGCUGGGCCCCGGAUCGGGUUCCUCUCCCCAGAAGUGGGCACUCCAUUCUGGGUCCAGGGAGGGGCGUGUGGUGAGGAGUUCCACCACUCUGAGUCCAGGACUGGACCAUGUGGACUUGACCCAGGAGGCCAGUGGCAAGUCUCCUCCGUUGGGAGUCCUGUUCCCAAGACAACAGCUGUGACAUCUGUGGACCGCCCAGGCCUGCCUCUGACCCCUGUGAGAGGAACCUCAGGGAUCUUUGGAAUUCAACUCCGAGCUGGCACCAAACUGCCCGACAGGCUACCCAGGUCUUGUGGUCCUAGGGACGCUGUGUGUCAGGGGGAGCUUCCACCCAUGGACAGUUCUGAGGCCCCGGGCCCUGGCUGGGAUGCAGCCUGUGGUGAAGGAGCAAGGGGCACCUGGACGAAAGGCUGUGUGGCCCCAAAGGAGGUGAGUAGCAACAGCUGCAGCCUCCGAAGUGGCCCGAAGAUUCCCUCAGCCCCUGCCGGCUCUCAGGAUGCCUUCACCUCUAGCUUUAGCUUCAUACGGCUCUCACUUGGUUCUGCCGGGGAACGUGGAGAAGCGGAAGGCUGCCCGCCAUCCAGAGAGGCCGAGGCCCUUCAUCAGAGGACUGAGGAGAUGGAACCCAAGGCUGCCAGCUUGGACAGGCCCCACGAACACCCUCGACUUCUCUCUCCCCCCUUCAAUCUCAAGGCUACUCAGGGCCUGGCAGACUCUCCCCAGGCUGCAGGGAGCAGCUCCGGGCUGGAGUGUGAGAUGGCAUCUUUGCCGGACACGGACACUGCCUCCUCCUACUCCCCGGAUUCCUCAUGGAUCGAGGGCAGCAGCUCGGCAGACGCUCACCGUUGGGAUGAGCUGCUCAGGAAAUGUGAGCCCGUGCUGCUGGACUGCCUGCUGAGUGACCGGAGGCAGCUGGAGGUAAAAUCCUUAAGAUUAAAGCUUCAGAAACUUCAAGAGAAAGCAGUUGAGGAUGAUGAUUAUGAUAAAGCUGAGAUGUUAAAACAAAGAUUAGAAGACCUGGAGCAAGAGAAAAGCAGCCUGCACUUUCAGCUUCCUUCAAGGCAGCCGGCCCUUAGCAGCCUUCUGGGCCACCUGGGAGCACAGGCCCAGGCUGCCUUGCGCCGGGCCACUCAACACGCUGGCAGUGACGAGCCCCAAACCUCACGCAGAAUGGAGCCGAACACGUUGGAACCCACUGCUCAGGACAACCUGCGUGUGUCCAUCACCAGAAGAGACUGGCUUCUGCAAGAAAAGCAGCAGUUGCAGAAAGAAGUUGAAGCCCUCCAAGCAAGGAUGUCUGUGCUGGAAGCAAAAGAUCACCAGCUCAGAAGGGAAAUAGAAGCUCAAGAGCAACUCCUUCCAUGGCAGGGCUGCGACCUGACUCCCCUGAUGGGCAGGCUGUCCCUGGGUGAGCUGCAGGAGGUCAGCAAGGCUGUGCAUGACACCCUGGUCUUAGCCAAUCAGAUUCCCCUCCGUGCAGAACCACCUGAAACCAUAAGGAGCCUCCAGGAAAGGAUAAAAUCCCUCAACUUGUCACUUAAAGAAAUCACGGCUAAGGUGGGUGUGAGUGAGAGACUCUGCAGCACUCUGAGGAAGAAAGUUAACGAUAUCGAAACCCAACUCCCAGCACUGCUUGAAGCCAAAAUGCUUGCAGCAUCAGGAAACCAUUUCUGUACAGCGAAGGAGCUCACAGAGGAGAUUAGAUCAUUAACUUCAGAGAGGGACGGGCUGGAGGGACUCCUCAGCAAGCUGUUGGUGCUGAGUUCCAGGAAUGUCAAAAAGUUGGGACGUGUUAAAGAAGAUUACAACAGCCUGAGAAGAGAACUGGAACACGGGGAAACUGCCUACAAAACAAGUGUGAAGGAGAAUACUGCGAAGUACAUGGAAGUGCUUGAAGAUAAACUGCUCAGCUGCAAGUGUCCACUGCUUGGGAAAGUGUGGGAAGCUGACUUGGAAGCUUGUCAGUUGCUUAUCCAGAGCCUGCAGCUCCAGGAGGCCAGGGGCAGCCUGUCUGCAGAAGAUGAGAGGCAGACAGAUGACUCAGGAGGAGCUGCCUGUACAAUCGUUCCUGCCGUCCCCCCCAGGGCCCACUCUGAAGAUGAGAGGAAGACCCCUUUGCAGGCAUUCGAAGAGUGGAAGGCUCACCUGACCCUGUCUCCUCACUGUGCUGGCAGUGAACAGAAAGAGGAAUCUUACAUCUUUUCUGCAGAACUUGGAGAAAAAUGUGAAGCCAUAGGCAAGAAGUUAUUGUACUUAGAAGAUCAACUUCACACAGCGAUUCAGAGUCAUGAUGAAGAGCUCAUUCAGUCUCUCAAGAGGGAGCUCCAGAUGGUGAAGGAAACUCUGCAGGCCAUGAUCCUGCAGCUCCAGCCAGCAAAGGAGGCGGGAGAAAGGGAGGCUGCAGCUUCCUGUGUGACAGCUGGUGUCCGGGAAGCACAGGCCUGAGGCAUGACAGGAUGGGGGAAGGCGGAAAGAGUGCUGCUCCCGCCUUCAUUAGGAUCCAUGGAUGUGAGACAAUUUUUGCCAUUUCCUGAAGUCAUGCUGUCAUUUUCAGAAGACAGCUGGCGCUUCGCUGAGGCUCCCGUGCUGUGCAGUACUGCUGUCCUCAGUCAAGGAGAUGCCCCGGCUUAAGCCAGCCGUUGGCCAGGGUCCAGGAAACAGAGCGAAGCACAGUGUUUGAAUUGGCUGGUUGUGUUCUCUACAGUUUUAUCUUGAGCAUUUUUGAAAAUAUACUAUACAUAUUUUAAUAAUAAGUAUUAGUUUGUUCCAGGAAUUCUUGGUUUCUUAAUGAUGGACCAAAUUCCUGAAUUAUUUAUAAUCAUAGCUAAAAAUUAUUAUGUACUAGUCAUAUGGCACUUGAAAUCCUUGAAUCCUUAGAUUAAUUCCAGUAAAGCAAAACUUGGGAAGAGUCAGAAUUGACCAUAUAGUCAAUAAGACCUCCCUACUUUGAUGUGUGUCAUUUUAAAAAGCCCCCCAGACACAAGACAUGUUAACAGUCACUGACCCAAGUGUUUUGUAUUACUCAGACAUCAUCAUGAAUAAUUCUGUGAGGUCAUGAUGUAUUUGAAAAUCCUGGAGGCUAAUAACUGCUCUGAGUGGGCCCCAAAUAAGGGUUCUCUGGUACCUCCCCUAGGCGCUGUGUUCAUUUCCUCGUUGAGAAGCCUGGCUAAGUUUAAGUACUAGGGCAGGUGAAUGAUGCUUUAACCACGUGCUGCAACUCACCUCUAGUCUAUGCUGGUGUCAGAGUCAGCCAGGAAGGCUGCUAAAGGCCAGGGGGCUUCCUCUGGCCACAAUGCCUUCUCAGGACAAACCCCCUCCUUGGCCACUGUGACCCUGGAAGACCCAGGACCAUUUAUCUCAAACCAUAAUUUAGGGCAGUUUUUGUCAGGGCAACAAAAAAAGAAAUUAGGGCUUGAAUUUAAAAGCAAUAAAACAACAACAAUAAAAGUUUAAGCCUUUAUGGAGACAGUGAAGACCAUGAGCCAAAGGGCAGAUUGAAAAUCAUGAGUUAGAGGCUGACUUCACUGUGACACAGUGUGAGAGAAUAAAUAAUAUAUUAUACUGCCCACUGUGCUGAGAUGCUGGCAUUCAAAUGGCUGCCCAUUUAUCUUUCAGCAGCCUGAGUGAGGGCAUGUUCUCAGUUUGGAACAGUCUCAGUUCCUUCCAACUUCCUAAAUUUCAAGAUCAAAAUGAUCCUUCCCCAAAUCAAAUUAAUAUUGGGAACUUGUCUUCCUCUGCAAUCAGGAUGGUUUCCCUAUCCCAGGAACAUGUAAGGGCUGUCGUGUAUGUGCUGGGACCAUCCUAAGACCUUUGUAAUCAUUAUCACCUUUAAUUCCCAUAUCAACCUUAUGAGGUAGGUGUUUGUAGAUGCCAAAACUGAGCCUUAGGAGACUAAUUAACUUCACCGAGGCACAGAGCUGGUAAGCAGUGGCAUGACAGUAGCACUUAGAGACAGGUAGAAUACUCUUAAAUGGUGCUCUUCCUAAAGUGCCUUUAAUGUCUUUUUGGGACUUUGAGUCUUGGAACUUAUUAGUUCACUUAAGAAUGCGUGGUAGCCUUGGGAGUCCUGCCUGAAGAGUCAGAGAAACUGAGCCUAGGGAACCUUGGCUUCCCUCUUCCCCAGGUGAGCCCCACAGUUCUUCGGCCAUCGAGUCUAGGCUCAGACAGGCUGAAGCACACCUGCCCACCCACCACCGUCCUCACCAACCAUUCAUUCCCAAUCCACCACAAAAGCCACGCGAGGGACAACCACUUACUGCCUCACACUGGGCACAUUUUCUUGAAAAUCCCCAUCCAGUUGGUGUUUUUCAGAAAGCAUUCGAGAAAGCAACCUUACACUCAUUGGUCAAUGCCUUUUUGUAUAAGUGAUUCAAUAGUUUAUUUUUAAUAUCCUCACCUUAUCUAAUCUUUGAAUUUUGUCAUAUAAUUUAUUGCUUCAUGAAGUUUACUUUUUGUUACAUGAAAUUAAAAC